Messenger RNA from Ilyonectria robusta, 470 nucleotides. RefSeq lists its product as uncharacterized. The record is from RefSeq and is a predicted model, not a curated record. Lineage: Eukaryota; Fungi; Ascomycota; Sordariomycetes; Hypocreales; Nectriaceae. The transcript has 4 exons. The coding region runs from base 53 to 367 and encodes 104 amino acids.
CCCACACCACGGAACUCUUUUUCACCAGACCAAACCCUCAUUCCCGACUUUCAUGCAUGCCUUACCUAUUUUAAGCUUAACGAUUUUGGCUGGCGCUCUCCUCAACCCAUUUCAAUUUCCCACGCUACCUAUUUCCACUAUGACUGACCGCAAGAAAAUCAUCUACACCUUUGAUGGGAUAGAGGAAUGGCAGAAGCUGAACCAUACGGUGACUGUUAUUGUGAAGGAAGACACCGGCUCAGAGAGUUGGAUUAGCGAUCGAGCCCUGCCUCCAACUUCGCAUCCACCCCCUCUCACUUUAGGCGGCAUCCAGAAGCUGCAGGACUUGGACGGUGUGAUUGUCAAGGAAGUGGUUGAAGACAAGUAAGAAAAACCACUACAGAUUUCUGUACUUAGAUUAGGAAGAUCUGCACCAAACCUUUGUACAGAAAUGAAUAUCAUGGUGAAGUAUUGACCUUUUUGUCUGUGCC